Pistacia vera is the source of this 912-nucleotide messenger RNA. RefSeq names its product phosphate transporter PHO1 homolog 10-like. The record is from RefSeq and is a predicted model, not a curated record. The coding region runs from base 1 to 912 and encodes 303 amino acids. Gene Ontology annotation, biological process: cellular response to phosphate starvation; phosphate ion transport. Gene Ontology annotation, molecular function: inositol hexakisphosphate binding. The transcript has 7 exons. NCBI's taxonomy places the organism in Eukaryota, Viridiplantae, Streptophyta, Magnoliopsida, Sapindales, Anacardiaceae. Gene Ontology annotation, cellular component: trans-Golgi network; cytoplasm; Golgi apparatus.
AUGCGAAUCUCAGAAGAACGUUCAAACUGCAAUUUGAUGAACAUAUGUAAGUGGACUGUUAUUGUUUUACUCUUCUGUCCUUUCAACAUAAUAUACCGUUCAAGUCGCUUCUUCUUUCUUAAAUCCCUAUUUCGUUGCGUUUGUGCCCCACUCUACAAGGUUACACUUCCAGACUUUCUCUUGGCAGACAAUCUUACCAGUCAGGUGUUACACUAUAACCAGACAUUUGAUUGGGCUCAACAGGUCCAGGCCCUGCGGAGUAUAGAGUUGUACGUAUGCUACUAUGGUUUGGGAGAAUAUUCCGAGAGACAAAAUAAGUGCCAUAGUCAUGGCAUUUAUAAUGUUUUCUAUUUUGUUAUUGCUGUUAUACCAUUCUGGCUCCGCUUUCUCCAGUGCCUCCGCAGAUUGUGUGAAGAGAAGGAUGCAGUGCAAGGAUAUAAUGGUUUGAAAUACUUCUUGAUAAUAAUUGCAGUUCUUAUCAGAACAGCUUUUGAGCUGAAGAAGGGAACAAACUGGUUAGUGUUUGCAUUGAUCAGCUCAGCCAUUGCAACAGCUAUGAGUACAUAUUGGGAUAUUGUUGUUGAUUGGGGGCUUCUGAGAAGGAGAUCAAAGAACCCGUAUUUGAGAGAUAAACUAGUUAUUUCCCACAAGAGUGUCUAUUUUGCAGCAGUGGUCCUGAAUAUAUUACUGAGAGUUGCGUGGAUGCAGCUAGUUCUAGAAUUCAAGUUGCAUUCGCUUCAUAGAAUGACCAUAACAACUGUCAUUUCCUGCCUUGAAACUAUCCGUCGUGGCAUUUGGAACUUCUUCAGGUUGGAGAAUGAGCACUUGAACAAUGUUGGUAAGUACCGAGCAUUCAAGUCAGUUCCACUUCCUUUUUGUUACUACAACGAAGAAGAAGACAAGGAUGAUUAG